Messenger RNA from Diplodia corticola, 1077 nucleotides. RefSeq lists its product as uncharacterized. Bases 1 to 1077 code for a protein of 358 amino acids. The record is from RefSeq and is a predicted model, not a curated record. The transcript has 2 exons. NCBI's taxonomy places the organism in Eukaryota, Fungi, Ascomycota, Dothideomycetes, Botryosphaeriales, Botryosphaeriaceae.
AUGACUAGCCAUUCCGUGGCCGAGUCAUCCACCCCACCACAAGCGACGACAACAAUCACCAUCACGCCAACCGCCCGCCUCAAGCGAGCCGCCACCACCACCUCUCUCGACGACGCCGCCGCCGCCGCCGCCGCCGCCGCCGCCGCCGCCUCCUCCGUCUCCUCCGUCCUCGCCACCGGCCUCCCCAUGUCCAUCCUCGCCAUCGCCGCCACCGACCCCGCCCUCGCCUCCACCCUCCUCGCCUCCGAAAUCCUCGCCCUCCUCUCCGCCCAAACCGCCACCGCCACGGAGGCCGCCGCCACCACCAUCUCCACCCCCUCCUGGUACCGCGCCCUCCCCACCGACGUCCGCUCCUACCUCGCCUCCGCCGCCUCCUCCAUCUCCGCCGCGCAAGCCGCGCAAGCCGCAACCGCAACCUCCACCGCAACCUCCGCUCCGUCAUCCUCAUCCUCAACAGAAGAAAACGACUCCCCCGCCUCCUCCUCCGGCAGCUCCACCACCCACAACUCGCCCGAAUCCGCCGCCACCCGCGCCAAACACUACUCGACCUCGGCCGCCGCGUACGCCAUGUCGGGCGGCGCCAUCGCGGGCGUGCUGCUCAGCGGGCUGGGCUUCCUGCUGCUGAUGGCGGGGCUGUUCGCGUGGCGCGCGCGGCUGGGCCCGUUUGCGUGGCGGUGUUGUCUGGGUGGCGGCAGGCGCGGGGCCCGCGGGUGCGAGGGGUACGAGAGGGCGGCGAGUGCGGCGGCGGCGGCGAAUGCGAGUAGGGUGGCGGUGCUGAGGAGGGAGUUCAAGGGGAGUCGGUUGGAUGUGGAUGUUGUUGAUGAGGGUGGUGGUGGUGGUGGUGGUGGUGGUGGGAGGACGGAGGGGGGCGUGAUGGAGAUGGGGGAGAUGGGGGGUGCGGGGAAGAAGGGGGGGAGGGAGGGGAGGGGGGAAGGGGCAGGUGGUAGGGAUGGAGAUGGGCUGAGGGGGGAUGGGGAGAGCGCGGUUACGGCGUUGCCGAGGUAUCGGCCGUCGAUUUUGGGGGAUGCGGCGACCUGGACGACGGGUUGGCCGAGCGUGUGGCUUUCGAAGGGGUAG